AUGGCAAGGUGUGGGGACCAUGAUGGAUGCUGUGAUGGGGAAAGUCACACGAAAAACAUAGAUUUGGGAUUCAAAUAUAGCCUUUAUAUGCGAAUCGACAAGGAGAAUGUUGAAUGCCUGAAUGAAUCUGUUGAAGGGGCUGGGAAGAAGAUCUUUAAAGCAUGGGAAGAAAGAAAAGACAACUCAAAGUAUGUGGAGAGUGAUGUGGAUGAGGAACUUCUCUUCAACAUCCCAUUCACUGGCAAUGUGAAGCUGAAGGGAUUCAUUGUCCGUGGAGGUAUGGAGAACACGCAUCCAUCCAUAGUGCGGUUGUUCAAGGAUAAGCCAAACAUGACUUUCGACGAUACUUCUGCCAAAGCAGAUCAAGAGAUUGAAUUGGUCCAAGAUAAUGAAGGAACAGUAGAGUAUCCGACCAAGGUUGUACACUUCUCCUCCAUUCAUCAUCUAUCCCUACACUUCCCCAAGAACUUUGGUGCCUCAAAGAGUGUCAUCUAUUACAUUGGCCUUAGUGGGGAAUGGACACCUGCCCAUCGACAUGGUGUCACCAUUUGCACAUAUGAGGCAGUCCCCAGCAUCUCAGACCACAAAACUUCUACGUUGGAUUCUGUUUCUAGGGAGAUCCAGUAA
Molecule: messenger RNA, 627 nt
Organism: Darwinula stevensoni
Lineage: Eukaryota; Metazoa; Arthropoda; Ostracoda; Podocopida; Darwinulidae
Source: the annotation of a GenBank genome assembly